AUGCCUGAAUAUAAGGGAGUCUGCCACUGCGGUGCCAUCGAGUGGACCGCUGAAAUCCCAGAGGAGAAGCACAUUCUCUGCCACUGCGGCGCUUGCAAGUUGAUGGGCGGCGGCGAAUUCACCUUGAACCAAAUCAUUCCCAAAUCCAACUUCCACCUGACCAAGGGCGAUUUGAAGGUCUAUUCCUACAAGGGUGACUCGGGUGAUGACAAGAUCGUCAUCCGAACGGGUCUAUUGAAGGGCACCGACAAAUGGGGCAAACCCGCCGCCGAGAUCUACGACAAGGAUCGGGCCUCAUGGCUCCCUCAGACCGCCGAUGCCAGCUUCCCCGUGGUCCCUCCCUCGUAG
Messenger RNA from Fonsecaea nubica, 348 nucleotides. RefSeq lists its product as hypothetical. Lineage: Eukaryota; Fungi; Ascomycota; Eurotiomycetes; Chaetothyriales; Herpotrichiellaceae. The transcript has 2 exons. Bases 1 to 348 code for a protein of 115 amino acids. The record is from RefSeq and is a predicted model, not a curated record. Gene Ontology annotation, molecular function: carbon-sulfur lyase activity.